Trichogramma pretiosum is the source of this 933-nucleotide messenger RNA. RefSeq lists its product as uncharacterized. The transcript has a single exon. The record is from RefSeq and is a predicted model, not a curated record. Lineage: Eukaryota; Metazoa; Arthropoda; Insecta; Hymenoptera; Trichogrammatidae. Bases 1 to 933 code for a protein of 310 amino acids.
AUGCAAGAGGCACGAUCUUUUCUCAGGAACAACCAACAUUUAUUUUUUACAAAAGCUGACAAAGGUAACGCUACAGUUUGCAUAAAGGUUGACGAUUACACAGGAAAAAUGACGACACUCUUGAGUGAUGACGAGACCUGCGAGAAAAUCGACCACGACCCAUUUGAGAGCUUACAAACGAGGACGAAAAUACUCUUGAAAGAAGUUAACGAGGAGUGUGACAGAAACCUUAGUAUAUUCCAGCUAUCACUAAGUGACACAUCUUUAGCGAGGGCAUAUGGCCUCCCGAAGAUUCAUGAGAAGGACGUUCCUCUACGUCCUAUUAUAACUCUGGCGGGUAGCCCAACAUAUGUGCUCGCUAAGAUUUUUUACGAAGAACUGGCACUUGUCAUCAAACCACCAGCUUCUUACUUCGACAACAGCUUUGACUUCAAGAGUAAAUUCGCCAACAUCUCGAUACCAACGGAUUAUGUGCUCGUCUCAUUAGACGUCGUAUCGCUAUUCACGAACGUACCACUAGAACUGGUACUCGAAAGCCUAGACAGACGCUACUCUGACCUCUGUAAGUCUCACUUAUCGUUCAACAAAAUCCGUGAAGUGAUGAUCUUCUUAUUCAACAACACCUAUUUAAAAUUCAAUAACACCUUCUACCGACAAACCUACAGGACCCCGAUGGGAAGCUGCAUCUCCUCAUUGGCAGCAGACUUAAUGAUGGAGGAUUUAGAAAAGCACUGUUUGAGUGUACUGAAACAGCGCAGAUGUAUACCACUGUUUUACUACAGAUACGUCGAUGACAUCAUCUUAUGCAUCAACAAAAAGGACAUUGAGCUGACAGUAGACGUGUUCAACUCAUAUAACGGAAAAUUGAAGUUCACACACGAAGUCAAACAAGACAAAAAGCUCAACUUCCUAGUCUCCUCCUCAUGUCCUUGA